AGUCUGCACGUUUGUCUCUGUAAAACCAGAAAUCCCUUGCACGUUGUCCUCCUCCCCGGCUUUCCUGGGGAAAAGAAAAGAAAGGAUCAAAGGAGCGAUUCCUCUGCACCCUCUCCGACUCACCGAGCUCGUGAUCCCCCUCCCCACCGGACCCGGGGAAGCGGCGAGGCGUUUCCGCGCCAAACGAGCAGCAAAGCUCGCGCCCUUUUAAUUAUUUCCUCCUUCCUUCGCUUACAUAGCGGCGGGGGCUUGCUCCCACUGGCCCAUAGGUGCUGCUGCUCAGAUCUACCGCGGCGAAGGAGGGCAGACGGAGGUUCGAGAUGGAGCACACCGCCGUCGGCGAGGACCAGGCCAUGUCCGGAGAAUAACACGAUGAUUCACUGGAGUUCCUUUUCUGCUUCAUCAAUUAGAGCACCGGACCUUCGUGAAAAGCAUAGAAUGGAUCUGGAGAGGUUAACGCUGACAUCACAACCGUUCAAAACACUGGCAUUAUUUGUGUUAGCCAUUGGACAGAGUAUAAGAAGCACUUGUUCCUGUGUGCUGAAUGAAGGUGCUCGGUUGAAGCUCUUAGUUCUUUUUGUUGCUACUGCCUGGGUGCUGCUCCUGACCAAUGAUGGCCCACAUGUGAAGCAUAUGCAGGAGCUGCUAUGGUAUGCCAGAUUUGGAUUAUGGUGGGUCAUACUAGGGGUGGUUUCAUCCAUUGGGUUAGGUUCUGGCUUGCACACAUUUGUAUUGUAUCUAGGGCCUCAUAUCGCCCUUUUUACAAUGAAAGCAGUUCAGUGCGGACGUCUUGAUUUAAAGAGUGCUCCUUAUGACACUAUUCUCCUUAAAAGCAGGCCUUCAUGGUUGGAGAAAGAAUGUCUGGAUUUUGGACCCCCAGUAUAUCAUGAAACAAUCCCAUUUAGCAAAAUACUGCAUGAAAUUCAUCUUGAAGCUGUUCUUUGGGGCAUCGGAACUGCACUUGGCGAGCUUCCUCCAUAUUUUAUCGCUAGAGCAGCUAGCAUGUCAGGCCACAAAGUAGAAGAGUUGGCAGAAUUGGAUGCUUCAAUUUCAAAAGAAGGUUUUCUAUCAUCAGCUCUAUAUCGGGCCAAACGCUGGCUUAUGUCUCACUCGCAGCAUCUAAACUUCCCAACAAUACUGCUUCUUGCUUCGGUGCCAAACCCUCUCUUUGAUCUUGCUGGUAUUUUGUGUGGACAAUUUAACAUCCCAUUCUGGAAGUUCUUUCUGGCAACUUUAAUUGGAAAGGCUAUUAUUAAGGUUUAUAUGCAGACGACAUUGGUAAUUACUCUCUGCAACAACCAACUUCUUGAAUUGGUGGAGAAAAGGCUUGUAUGGGUAUUCAGCAAUGUUCCUGGAGUAUCAUCCAUCGUUCCCUAUUUAGUCACCAAGUUGAAGACAGCAAAGGAUAAGUUUUUAAUAGCCAGUGUUGCUGCAUCAGCUUCUAGUGCUGCGAAGGGAAGGAAGUGGAAUCUCUCAUUCUCUUUGAUCUGGAAUACCUUGGUAUGGCUCAUGAUCGUGAAUUUCAUUGUUCAGAUAAUCACUUCCACGGCACAGAGUUAUCUCAGGAAACAACAAGAACUAGAGAUCAGUAAGAAGUCGUCGGCAACAAUAGAUUCUGCUUCUGAACCUUCUGCUGGAGUAUCAAAUUAAUUAGCCAGUGCAUUUCAUUCGAUCUGAUCAGAGGAAUACAUUCAGUCUUUGUUCAUGCCAUCACUUUCUGCACAUGGUUGAUUUGGAAAUUCUAAAUCUGACAUCAUUCUCCAGGAAAUUACAUUUUUACACUGUACAUAACCCAUCCCAUCAAGCUAUGACUGGAAGACUAAGACCCCUGUAUUCUUGUGGAGCCGUAAUUACUGCUCAACUUUAGUUGAAAGCCACAAAAAAGAGAAGAGAGAAACAGGUUGACCACUGCUCUAGUGUAACGUGGGCCAUGUAUAUAGCAACCAAGAUAUUAUCAUCAAUUACACAGGAAGCAUUAUGUGUAUACCUCCCAUCUUGCUGGUUGAAUUUUGUCUCUGCAUUGGCAAUGAUUUUUUUUGUCGCGAUCUGCCAUUUGUGUUUGAUGGCUGCCUGAUGAGAAAUUUUAUGUUCCUGUCAAACUGUCAAUGCUCAGACACAUGCCAGAUGGCUAGUCGAUAAAA
Brachypodium distachyon (stiff brome) is the source of this 2141-nucleotide messenger RNA. Its product is annotated as vacuole membrane protein KMS2. The record is from RefSeq and is a predicted model, not a curated record. The transcript is spliced from 9 exons. The coding region runs from base 373 to 1650 and encodes 425 amino acids. Lineage: Eukaryota; Viridiplantae; Streptophyta; Magnoliopsida; Poales; Poaceae.